Molecule: messenger RNA, 3553 nt
Organism: Entelurus aequoreus (snake pipefish)
Lineage: Eukaryota; Metazoa; Chordata; Actinopteri; Syngnathiformes; Syngnathidae
Gene: pcdh17
Product: protocadherin 17
Exons: 3
Coding region: 893-3553 (886 amino acids)
Biological process (GO): homophilic cell-cell adhesion
Cellular component (GO): plasma membrane
Molecular function (GO): calcium ion binding
Source: RefSeq, a predicted model, not a curated record
GCGCUCGUCUUUUUUUUUCUCUCCUUCUACUCAGGACGCAUCCAAACGUACACAAAACACUUUGGUAACAACGUGCUUUUUUUUUUUUUUUUUUCCACAAAAAGAAAGAAGAAAAGAACAACGUUGCAUUGAGUUGAUGCAAAAAAAAAAAAAAAAAAAAAAAAAAAAAGAGGACGCACCUCCAUGGCACUUUGGAUAAGGACGCCGGGCAAGGACACCGCACUACACCGCUGAUGCUGAUGCUGAUCCGGGCGGGAUAGGACCCACUGACCGGUCUCUCUCUCUCUCUCUUUUUUUUUUCUUUCUCACGAUCUGCACACCUUUGUCACGCAUCUGGAUGCUUUUUGUCCUUGCUUUUUUUGAACAAGGGUGACUCACUGCGUGCAGAAGGCGAGCCUCUGCAUCCUAAUCACACAGCAGCUCAUUGACAUUACAGUCAGACUUUUCUGGAGCCUUUUAUUUAUUUAUUUAUUUAUUUAUUUCCACUGCUGCUGCAUUGUAGCCUGCAAAGAAGAAGAAGACAACAAAAAAAGGAUACACAUUUACCCCAAAACCCUCCUUUUGGAACUAUAUCUGGACUAAUAUCCACUUCAUUUGGGUGGUAUCAAUUUGCAUUCACCAUGACUAUUCCGUUUGGAGAGUGGAUCAUGAUUAUUGCUCAGAUGACUCCGAGUGCGGCAUUGAAUUUAAAUUAGGUGUUCAGCGGCCACAGAUUGCUGGGAGAGGCAGAGGAGGAGUGCAACAGAUAAAACACAAUCCACCAAGGCGAAUGCCGAGACCUCGCAUGAUGACCAGGACUCUUUUUUGGAAGUGAUAACACGGAGCUGUAGCGGAAAAAAAAUAUCAACAGGUCAACGGCAACGCAGCUUGAAGCCACUUCCAGAGAGUGGGGAUGUAUCUUUCUGUUUUUUUUUUCCUCCUCUUGUGGGCUCAAGCCCUGACGCUGAAGAACUUGAAUUACUCCGUCCCCGAGGAGCAAGGACCGGGGACGGUGAUCGGAAACAUCGCCAAAGAUGCCCGACUCGGCCUGGAACAGACCGGGCAGGGCGGGCAAGGGAAGAAAGCCAACUUCAGGGUGCUGGAGAACUCGGCGCCGCAUCUCAUCGACGUGGACCCCCAGAGUGGACUGCUCUAUACAAAACAGCGCAUUGACCGAGAAACCUUGUGUAAAAGAAACCCCAAGUGCCAGCUCUCCAUGGAGGUGUUUGCGAACGACAAGGAAAUCUGCAUGAUUAAAAUAGACAUCCAAGACAUAAAUGACAACUCCCCCAGUUUCCCCUCAGACCAGAUCGACAUUGACAUAUCUGAAAAUGCAGUCCCAGGGACACGUUUCCCCCUGACCAGCGCUCAUGAUCCAGAUGCAGGGGAAAAUGGUCUGAAAACCUAUCAGAUAACACGCGAUGACUACAAUCUCUUUUCCUUGGAGGUAAAAUCCCGUGGGGAUGGAACUAAGUUCCCAGAAUUGAUUAUCCAAAGGCCACUAGACCGGGAAGAAAGAAACCAUCACACCCUUAUUUUGUCAGCCACUGAUGGAGGGGAAUAUUCAAGGUCUGGUACCAUGCAGAUAAACGUUAAAGUUAUUGAUUCAAAUGACAACAGCCCAGUGUUUGACCAGCCCUCGUAUGUUGUUGAAAUUCCUGAAAAUUCCCCUCCCGGUAAAGUCUUGAUCGAUUUAAACGCCACCGAUCCUGACGAGGGCAACAAUGGACAAGUGGUUUAUUCUUUCAGUGGCUAUGCCCCAGAGAGAAUCCGGGAGCUGUUCUCCAUAGAUUCUAGAACAGGAGUCAUCAAGAUUCAGGGCGAAAUUGACUACGAAGAGAGCCCUGUUAUUGAGAUUGACGUACAGGCAAAGGACCUCGGCCCCAAUCCGAUCCCGGGCCAUUGUAAAGUCACCGUUAAAGUGCUUGACAGGAAUGAUAACUGGCCCUCUAUUGGCUUUGUGUCCGUACGACAGGGAGCCAUCAGCGAGGCGGCACCUUCAGGCACCGUUAUUGCGCUGGUCCGCGUCACAGACAAGGACUCUGGCAGGAAUGGCCAGCUUCAAUGCAGAGUGCUGGGUAAUGUCCCCUUUAAGCUAGAAGAGAAUUACGAUAACUUCUACACUGUCGUGACGGACAGACCGUUGGACAGAGAGGCGCAAGACGAGUACAAUGUCACCAUUGUGGCAAAGGACAAUGGCAUUCCACCUCUGAACUCCACAAAAUCUUUCACCGUAAAGAUUUUGGAUGAGAACGACAACGUCCCACGCUUUACUAAGUCAGUUUACCUACUGCAGAUACCGGAGAACAACAUCCCGGGAGAGUUCCUGGGUUCAGUGCUUGCUCAUGACCCGGAUCUGGGACAAAAUGGCACGGUGUACUACAGCAUUAUUAACUCCAACGUGAGCGGGGGCGAUGUCAACACGUAUGUAAACGUGAACGCCGCCAACGGAGCCAUAUAUGCAGUCAGAUCGUUCAACUAUGAGCAGAUCAAAUAUUUUGACUUCAAAGUACUCGCUCGGGAUGCAGGAUCGCCGCACCUGGAGAGCAACGCUACGGUGCGCAUCAGUGUUCUGGACGUGAACGAUAACAUCCCUGUCAUCGUUCUCCCGCUUCUACAAAACGACACCGCUGAAAUCCACGUGCCGCGGAAUGUCGGGGUGGGCUACAUUGUCACCACGGUAAGGGCAGUGGACAAUGACUACGGUGAAAGCGGGAGACUCACCUACGAGAUCUCUGACGGGAACGAGGAGCACCUUUUUGAGAUGGAUCCAGCGACUGGUGAGGUGCGAACAGCCCACCCUUUCUGGGACAAUGCCAGUCCUGCCGUCGAGCUGAUUAUUCGCGUGUCGGACCAUGGCAAGCCGACCCUCACCACUGCGGCGAGGCUCAUCAUCAAGGCCUCCAACGGACAUCCCGCUGACGGACUGCUGCAUGUCGACAACCAUCAGAAGUGGGACAUGUCCCUGCCUCUCAUUGUGACUCUGAGCAUAAUCUCAAUCAUGCUUCUGGCUGCCAUGGUCACCAUAGCAGUCAAGUGCAAACGGGAAAACAAGGAGAUACGGACCUAUAACUGUCGAAUCGCAGAAUACUCGCAUCCUCAGCUGGGGAAAGGAAAGAAAAAGAAGCUUAACAAGAACGACAUCAUGCUGGUGCAGAGCGAGGUGGAGGAGCGGGAUGCCAUGAAUGUGAUGAAUGUGGUAAGCAGUCCUUCCUUGGCCACCUCUCCCAUGUACUUUGACUACCAGACACGCCUGCCACUCAGCUCACCGAGAUCAGAAGUCAUGUACCUUAAGCCCACUACCAAUAACCUCAGCGUGCCCCAAGGCCACGUGGGAUGCCACACCAGCUUCACAGGCCCAGUCACCAGCACUACAGACACACCUACUAACCGCAUGUCCAUCAUACAGGUAAGGGACUUGCCCCACUCUCACACACUGUUAUGCCCACUCCCACGUGAGCGCCUUCGUGAAGGAGGGAAGCCGCUGUCCGUGGUUUUCACUCUCAACCAGGUUUCCAUUGUGAGCCAUCUGCAAAAGGGCAAAGGCCAGAACAAAGAGCACGGAAACUUCUAA